GUGGCGAACUACAUCUCCCAGAAAGCCUGCGACAGCGCGCGCGCACCCGCCGGAAGGAGUCUGCUACACGCGGUGCUGGACCUUAGAGGAGUGGAGUGAGUUGCGGGUGUUGUGGUCAGCGCGAUGCCCAAGGCCAAGGGGAAGACCAGGAGGCAGAAGUUCGGUUACAAUGUUAACCGAAAGCGUCUUAACCGGAAUGCUAGACGGAAGGCAGCGCCGCGGAUCGAGUGCUCCCACAUCCGACAUGCCUGGGACCACGCCAAAUCGGUGCGGCAGAACUUGGCCGAGAUGGGGUUGGCUAUGGACCCCAACAAGGCGGUGCCCUUCCGUAAGAGAAAGGUGAAGGCGAUGGAGAUAGACCUAGAGGAGAGACCUCAGGAGCUCGUGCGGAAGCCCUAUGUGCUAAAUGACUUGGAGGUAGAAGCCAGCCUCCCAGAAAAGAAAGGAAAUACGCUGUCUCGGGACCUCAUAGACUACGUACGCUACAUGGUGGAGAACCAUGGGGAGGACUAUAAGGCUAUGGCCCGAGAUGAGAAGAAUUACUAUCAAGAUACCCCAAAACAGAUUCGGAAUAAGAUCAACGUCUAUAAGCGUUUUUACCCAGCGGAGUGGCAAGCCUUCACUGAAUCUUUGCAGAAGACUAAGAUGGAGGUUGAGUGACGGUUUAUAUCUGCCAGGCUGAGGCCUCCUCCUGGACCUGAGAAGGUGGAACCAGGGUGUAAGGCAAGGAGGGGUGUGUGGCUACAGAUGAGGUUGGCCAAACCCCAUGGAAUCAAAAGGUUUUUCUCUCUCUCACUCCCCUCUCUGGGGAAGGAACUGCUUUCCCAGAGGCUCCAAUUUAUAUUCUUCUGGGGGCUCUGGGAAAAACCAGAACCUGCUGUUUUCAGAGUGGAUGGUUUGUUUGAAUACAGUCUGUACAUAAUAAAACAAGGCUAUUUUACUUC
Rhinolophus ferrumequinum (greater horseshoe bat) is the source of this 944-nucleotide messenger RNA. RefSeq names its product NOP16 nucleolar protein (gene NOP16). The record is from RefSeq and is a predicted model, not a curated record. The transcript has 5 exons. Gene Ontology annotation, biological process: ribosomal large subunit biogenesis. Gene Ontology annotation, cellular component: nucleolus. The coding region runs from base 124 to 660 and encodes 178 amino acids. NCBI's taxonomy places the organism in Eukaryota, Metazoa, Chordata, Mammalia, Chiroptera, Rhinolophidae.